CCAACCAUCAGAUAUCAAACCCAAAUUUUUUCCAAUUUGGCAGCACUUUACCUUCCAUUUUUCUUUCCGUUCUGCAAUCAGAAACGUCAAGAUGGCUGAGGUCGAAGAAACUCUCAAGAAGAAGCGUACCUUCAAAAAGUUCACCUACCGCGGUGUGGACCUCGACCAACUGUUGGACAUGCCCAACAACCAGCUGGUUGAACUGAUGCACAGCCGUGCACGCAGGCGAUUCUCUCGUGGUCUGAAACGCAAACCCAUGGCACUGAUCAAGAAAUUGCGCAAGGCCAAGAAGGAGGCUCCUCCAAAUGAGAAACCAGAAAUUGUGAAGACUCACUUAAGAAACAUGAUCAUUGUUCCCGAGAUGACUGGUUCCAUCAUCGGUGUAUACAACGGCAAAGAUUUCACGCAGGUGGAAAUCAAGCCUGAAAUGAUUGGUCACUACUUGGGAGAAUUCUCACUGACAUACAAACCCGUUAAGCACGGUAGGCCCGGUAUUGGUGCCACCCACAGCUCCAGAUUUAUUCCACUUAAGUAAACGGGACAGGGCAAAGGAACAUUACGAACAGCUCUCAUCAAUGCAUAUUGCAUUGCCUUGUUAAAAAGUUUUUGUGGCUGUAAAUGUUAGAAAUAAAGGGAGACUUCGUUUUAUAAGGAUUAA
Rhagoletis zephyria (snowberry fruit fly) is the source of this 658-nucleotide messenger RNA. RefSeq names its product ribosomal protein S15 (gene RpS15). Gene Ontology annotation, biological process: ribosomal small subunit assembly; translation. The record is from RefSeq and is a predicted model, not a curated record. Gene Ontology annotation, cellular component: cytosolic small ribosomal subunit; ribosome. Lineage: Eukaryota; Metazoa; Arthropoda; Insecta; Diptera; Tephritidae. Gene Ontology annotation, molecular function: RNA binding; structural constituent of ribosome.